GGUCUCUCCCAACUGUGAGCAAAGGGGACUUGGGCUUACCUGGGUGGCAUAAAGGCUGUCAGCAGCGCACUGCAUUGGGUGUGCUAAUGAGCACUUCUCCCAGGGUCUCCAUGAGCCCCAACAGCAAAGCCUUCUUUCUAUAGCCCCAAACAGGCAUCUUUAUGUCCUUGGUCCCAUGGAUACCCUGAAGGAAUCCCCCUCCCCCUGCUCCUCGAGGCACAACAGCCCCAGGCCCGCACCCUGUGAGAUGCCUGCCACCGUGGGCAUUGAGGCAGUGCUGGACCAACUGAAGAUCAAGGCCAUGAAGAUGGGCUUCGAGUUCAACAUCAUGGUGGUAGGGCAGAGUGGGCUGGGCAAGUCCACAAUGGUGAACACACUGUUCAAGUCCAAAGUGUGGAAGUCGGCUCUGCCGGGCCCCGGGGUACCCACACCCCAGACGCUGCAGCUGCACUCAGUGUCUCACGUCAUCGAGGAGAAGGGCCUAAAGCUGAAGCUCACAGUGACAGACACACCUGGCUUCGGGGACCAGAUCAACAAUGACAAAUGCUGGGAACCCAUCCUGGGCUACAUCAAUGAGCAGUAUGAGCAGUACCUGCAGGAGGAAAUUCUCAUCACGCGCCAGCGUCACAUCCCUGACACCCGGGUGCACUGCUGUGUGUACUUUGUGCCGCCCACUGGGCAUUGCCUACGGCCCCUGGACAUCGAGUUCCUGCAGCGGCUAUGCCAGACUGUGAAUGUGGUGCCCGUGAUCGCCCGGGCUGACAGCCUGACCAUCGAGGAGCGUGAGGCCUUCAGGAGCAGGAUCCAGAAAGACCUGAAAAGUCACUGCAUCGAUGUGUACCCACAGAAGCGCUUUGAUGAGGAUCCCAACGACAAGAUUCUCAACAGCAAGAUCCGGGAGCGGAUCCCAUUUGCUGUGGUUGGGGCAGACCAAGAGCAUGUGGUGAACGGGCGAUGUGUCCUGGGCCGGAAGACCAACUGGGGCAUCAUUGAAGUGGAGAACAUGGCACACUGCGAGUUUCCUCUCCUGAGAGAUCUGCUCAUCCGCUCCCACCUCCAAGACCUGAAGGACAUCACCCACAAUAUCCACUACGAGAACUACCGUGUUGUCAGACUCAACGAAAGCCACCAGCUGCCACGUGGGCCAGGCUGGGUGAACCUGGCCCCCGUGAGCCUGGCUUCCACCUCUGCUGGACAGGUGACCACUUCUGGACCCUCGAAGGCCCACAAGCGUGCCCAGGAGGAGCCUAAGUAUGAGUUCUGAGCUCCAAAAGAUCUGGGCCUGCUGCGCUCCCAAAGUUGUUAGCAACCAGCCCUCAACACACACUGUUC
Messenger RNA from Octodon degus (degu), 1332 nucleotides. It is a transcript of the gene Septin12, whose product is annotated as septin 12. The coding region runs from base 176 to 1264 and encodes 362 amino acids. Gene Ontology annotation, cellular component: microtubule cytoskeleton; septin complex; cell division site. The transcript is spliced from 9 exons. Gene Ontology annotation, biological process: cytoskeleton-dependent cytokinesis. The record is from RefSeq and is a predicted model, not a curated record. NCBI's taxonomy places the organism in Eukaryota, Metazoa, Chordata, Mammalia, Rodentia, Octodontidae. Gene Ontology annotation, molecular function: GTP binding; GTPase activity; molecular adaptor activity.